UAUGAUAAUACCAAUAAUAAUUUAUACUUGAAUAGUAUUGUUCUAAGACGAUGAUUUAGAAAAGAAGUUUUAAAAUGCUUUUGAUAUAACAAGAGAUUUAAAGUAAAGAACUUACACCCAGAAGUACCAAAAUAAUAGAAAUAAUAGGUAAACUACAUAUCUAAUAUUAAUGAUACUGGGCAAAUUAAUUUCCUAAUAUUAAUGAAUAGGAAUAAAUAUCUAAUAUUAAAGAAUAAGGGCAAUAGUUGUAGGAUUUUGCACUUCAAUAUUCAGAUAGAUAUAUAUACAAGAGGCUUAGGAUUUGAAUCUGCCACAAGAGAAUUAUAUGGAAUUUUAACAUAUUAAAAUGACAAUUUAUUUUAUUCUGGCGAUGAGGUUGCUAAUUAAUAUCAUGGACAGGUCAAAUUAAUCAAUUUCUAAUCAAAAUUGAUGGUCCUUUUUGAAUAUUAAGAUGACAGAGGAAUGAAUAAUUUUUGGUUGGAAUAUGUAAUUAAUUAUUGAUCCAAUUGAGGAGGUACUUUUUUACGUUAAGGUGCAUGGAGUUGGUGUACAUUAUUUGAGAAAUAAAGAAAAAUUUGAAUGUUAUUUUAAUGUAAAUAUAUAUGAUUGAUGAUGGAGGAAUAUAUUCAACAAUGGAUGGAUACACUAUUAAAGAAGUAUAGAAAGG
Messenger RNA from Paramecium octaurelia, 667 nucleotides. The record is from the annotation of a GenBank genome assembly. Lineage: Eukaryota; Ciliophora; Oligohymenophorea; Peniculida; Parameciidae.